AUGACUGCAACCGUUGUGAUCGUCAGCCAAUCUUCGGCUCCGCGGUUAGGCGGUUUGGCACGACCGACUGUGAUGGAGUAUCAUCUAGUGACUGUUGACAGCGUCGGCGGCGGCAACAAGGACCGUUCAUCCUUGGGAUCAGAAGCCUCCACACCAGGACUUAUAGAUGACAAGACCGACUCCGAGGUCUCGGGAGACGAAGACUACCAGUACCACGCGCACACCGCUCAGCUGUGGGACAGCUUCUGGCGUCCGGAUGACCAGAAGCGCGGCCACGACGUCGACCCUGCGAAGAAGGACAUGUGUGGCGGCAUCGGCAGCGGCCGCACCGACUCACCCGCCAAGAGCGCCGGAGACCGACACGGCCUGACCGUCGCCGUCAAGGUGGACGGCGGAGCCGGCCAGGCUCUCGCCCACCCUCGCAAGCAGUAUCCUGCCCUGAUCCCCUCUCCGCAGCAGCACCAGCGUCACCGUGCCCAGACCGAUAUCACGCCCCACCGUCCCGCGGCGGCGGAGAGGCCGUCGUCACGCAGCUCCGGCAACGGAUCCUCGUCCUCGUCCUCGUCCUCGUCUUCUCCUCCUUCUUCCCGCGCCCGUCUCCCUGCAGCAAACUACCCUCCCUUCCCCAAGCCUCUAGCCAUCCCCACGGCCCGCAAGCCCAUCACGCCGUCAUGGGAGAGCUCUCGUCCCCAGCCUCCCCAGAAGCCUCCGCGCCCACCCCGUCCGGACGAGAGGCUCCUCCUCUCACCGUGCCUCAAGCAGCAUGAGCCGUCGUCGUCGUCGUCAUCUUCGUCCAACAUGACCUCGACGCACCUCUCGUCCCACGUGGCCGACCUGCUGAUCACCAGCCCCCUGUCGGAGCGGUACAUGGGUUACCGUCACGGCCAGACCCUCGAGUCGGAGGAGCAGGUGCAGGAGCAGCUGCACUCUCACAUCCAGAUGCAGCGCCAGAAGGAGCACGAGCAGCGCAUGCGCGCCCAGAGAAAGGCCCAGAAGGAGCAGCAGGACCGCCAGGACCGGCGCGACGUGGGCCAGCAGCUCCGCCAGGAGAAGAUCCUCCUCGAGCAGCACCACCGUGAGAUGAAGACCCAGCUGCGCCAGAAGAAGUCCAAGCCCUCGCUGGCGGACUAUAUCCCUCCGCCGCCUCCUCCUCCACCUUGUUCCGACAAGCCGGACCGUAACCUCCGGUCCAUGAAGUCGGCCGCGUCUAUCCGUCCCGUCCAGGUCUCGGGGGAGAUGGCCCGCCCCAAGACAUCUCACGGCGGCGACGGCGACGGCGGCGGCGGCGGCGGCGGCGGUCAUCCCCGUCCCGACACAGCGGAGAGCCAGCCUUCGUCGAAGGCGCAGCAUCAGCAUCACCAGUCCAGCAGUGCCGGCAGCAACGGUAACGGCAGUGGCGGUAGCGCCGCUGCCGCUCUCCUGCUUCGUCGUCCCAAGAGUUCCAAGACUCUUUGCCGCCUCGACUCGAUAGAGAUGAAGCACCAGCAGUACCGGCAGCAGCACAGACCCAAGACCCAGCAGCAUUGUGCGGGUAUCACGCCCUCCCCCGAGCCGCAGUCCGUCUUCGAGGACGACUCGGACGACGACGGAGGCGGUCGGUCAUUCUUCCGCUUCCACAAGCGCGCUACCAGUGACGUGCGGAGGGUCUCGCGCCAGCACUCCCAGCCUGACAUUGACCUUCGCGGUAGGCGUCGCGGCCUCACUACCCCCUCGCCUACGAGGGGCCUCAUGGCUCCCGGUCCUGGUGCUGGCUCGUCUGCCACUACCACCAACAGUACUGCUGACAAGAAGCGUUCUGGCGCUGAUGUCUUUGGUCGUAUGCUUGGACGUCGCAGUCGUUGA
Messenger RNA from Geosmithia morbida, 1842 nucleotides. Its product is annotated as Wiskott-Aldrich syndrome protein. The record is from RefSeq and is a predicted model, not a curated record. Bases 1 to 1842 code for a protein of 613 amino acids. The transcript is spliced from 4 exons. NCBI's taxonomy places the organism in Eukaryota, Fungi, Ascomycota, Sordariomycetes, Hypocreales, Bionectriaceae.